Protopterus annectens (West African lungfish) is the source of this 1039-nucleotide messenger RNA. Its product is annotated as cysteine-rich secretory protein 2-like. Bases 123 to 650 code for a protein of 175 amino acids. The record is from RefSeq and is a predicted model, not a curated record. The transcript is spliced from 9 exons. NCBI's taxonomy places the organism in Eukaryota, Metazoa, Chordata, Ceratodontiformes, Protopteridae. Gene Ontology annotation, cellular component: extracellular region.
AGGUAUGUCAUAUGAUAUUGUCAUGGUAUAUAAGUAACAUAUCAGAAUAUAUUGUUACUGGUGGGAACCACUGUCCUUGAAAUUGUAUACCAGCUUCUCUUUCAAGAAGUCAGGCAUCAAAGAUGAGUAUGAUAAUUUUCAUCUAUUUUGCUGCUGCUUUGAUGUCAACUGCUUUAACUGGCCAGUUUACGAAUCCAUCGAAAGCGCAACGUAUGUUAAAGGCUAUGUCAACAUCUAAUAAUUUUAUCCGGACACAAAUUGUUAACUACCAUAAUGUAUUCAGGAGCUCAGUUGACCCACCUGCUUCAAAUAUGUUAGCGAUGAAAUGGAGCAAUGAAGCUGCUACUAAUGCAGAUAAAUGGGCAGCGUAUUGCAGCCAAAAUCACAGUCACCCAGAAAACAGAACCACCAAGUAUCAUUCGUGUGGAGAAAAUUUGUUUAUGUCAACCAGUGGUGUUAGUUGGAAGUAUGUGGUUAAUCAAUGGUACGGUGAAAACAAAAAUGUCAUAUAUGGCAAAAAGUCAACAGGCAAGACUGGCCAUUAUACCCAGGUUGUUUGGUUGAACUCUCACCAAGUCGGUUGUGCAGUGCAUUACUGUCCAAAUCACCAAUAUCCAUUCUACUAUGUUUGUCAUUACUGCCCUAUCUAACUCAUGCCCGUAUGAUGACAGGGUCAGCAACUGCAAGGCACUAAAGGAGCAGAUAUUACAUUCCUUAUGCAAUAUUACAUAUUUCAGAAACUACUGCAUGGCAUAUUGCAACUGUAAAGACUGUAUAAUAUAAGCAUAAAACAAUCAUAAAUAGUAUGAAAGUACCAUCAAACUUAUGUAUGUAAUACUGUGGAGCUUUUCUCCCCAGGCCUCCACUGAAAAUGGUCUCUUCCUAGGCCCAGUGGACUUUCCCGGUCAACAAAUGCAAUUAAUAAAUAAAUAAAUGAGUUUGGCAAAUUGUUAAUCAUUUUAGGUACAGCAUUUGAGAAAUUUACUGUACAUGAAGUUUUCAGGUGAUUUUUUAAAGAAAUAUAAACCAUUAAAUUAAA